Messenger RNA from Prunus armeniaca (apricot), 912 nucleotides. The record is from the annotation of a GenBank genome assembly. Lineage: Eukaryota; Viridiplantae; Streptophyta; Magnoliopsida; Rosales; Rosaceae.
AUGUUGAAUAUUUUCAUGGAAGGAUUGGUGGGUGUUUCACGAGUCACCCCAGUUCGUACUCAUUUGGGGCAAAAGCACCUUCCUUUUGUUCCUACGUCUUCCCUGCAAUUUACGAAAAUUUUGUAUAGAAAUAGAACUAGAGUUGGAAUGAACCAACAUCCCAAAUCACCCAACCCAAUUGCUGCUUCAAUUCAACCAUUAGAAGCCUCCGCAUUGAGCCGCUUUGACAACACGCAACCAUCCAAAGAUGUUCUUGAUUUAUGGAGAAAUGCUGAUGCGGUGUGCUUCGAUGUGGAUAGCACUGUUUGCCUGGAUGAGGGCAUUGAUGAACUUGCAGAAUAUUGUGGAGCUGGAAAGGCUGUUGCAGAAUGGACGGCUAGGGCAAUGAGUGGUUCAGUACCUUUUGAGGAGGCUUUGGCUGCUAGACUAUCUUUGUUCAAUCCUUCCCUAUCUCAAGUCCAAGAUUUUCUCGAAGAGAGGCCUGCAAGGCUUUCACCUGGCAUAGAUGAGUUAGUCAAGAAGCUGAAGGCUAAUAACACUGAUGUUUACCUGGUCUCUGGAGGCUUCCGUCAAAUGAUCAAACCUGUGGCAUCGAUUCUUGGAAUACCGCCUGAAAAUGUGUUUGCAAAUCAACUGUUAUUUGGAACAUCUGGAGAGUUUCUGGGUUUUGACAAAAAUGAGCCCACUUCAAGGAGUGGUGGAAAAGCCACUGCAGUGCAACAAAUAAGGAAGGCUCAUAAUUACAAAGAAUUAAUCAUGAUUGGGGAUGGUGCGACUGAUCUUGAGGCAUGCCAACCGGGAGGUGCUGACUUGUUCAUUUGCUAUGCUGGUGUUCAAUUUCGAGAGGCUGUAGCGGCAAAGGCCAAUUGGCUUGUUUUUAAUUUUGAAGAUUUGAUAAGCUCCUUGGACUAA